GGGGAGGAGGAUCACAUGGUGGAAGAGCUGAACUUCUUCAAACGGAAUGGAGGCUCUUCCGUUGUUGAUUGCACCACCCUCGGGAUCCGCAGGGAUGUUGGGAAACUGAAGAAAAUCUCCAUGGAAACAGGAGUGAAUGUUAUCUGUGGUGCAGGUUACUACGAGGCUUGCACCCAUCCCCCCAACAUGGACACCCUUACAGAGGAACAGCUGGUGUCUACCAUAGUCAACGACAUCACCCGGGGGGCUGACGGGACUGACGUCAGGUGUGGGGUGAUUGGGGAGAUCGGCUGUUCUUGGCCGAUGACAGACAAUGAAAGGAAAGUUCUCAAGGCCACGGUUACAGCACAAAGUGAAACAGGCUGUCCUGUCAUCAUUCACCCAGGAAGGCACAAAGACGCUCCCUCUGAGAUCAUUCGUGUACUACAGGAAGCAGGUGGUGACGUCGGCGCAACAGUGAUGUCCCAUCUUGACUGUACGUUUUUCGAGCCGGAGGAUGUUAUGGAGUUUGCCUCGCUGGGCAGCUAUCUAGAGUGGGACUUCUUCGGACUGGAGGUUUCCCACUGCCAGUGGGCAGACAUAGACAUGCCGAACGACGCCAUGAGGAUCAAAAUGAUCCGCCAGGUGCUGGAGGAGGGACAUGCUGACAAAGUUGUCAUCUCUCACGAUGUGGACACCAAACAUCGACUGAUGCACUACGGCGGCCACGGCUACUCCCACAUCCUGCUGAAUGUUGUACCCAUGAUGCUCAACAGAGGAAUAUCCCAGGAAGACAUCAACAAGAUUCUCGUUGAGAAUCCCAAAAAAUGACUAGUCUUUAAGUAAAAUAGCCUUUGAACAGUCACGCGUAUUGGUAUUUUUCUUGAAAAGAUAUGAUCACUUGAGGAAUCGAAACAAGUUACAGUCGUAAUGCAUUGCAUCACGUAAUAUUGUACAUGGUUACCCUAUCUAAUAGGAGAAAACCUUUCAUAUCCUAACGAUACCUGCUAUUUCAUAUGUAUGGGGCGACAUUUGGAUCUGUUUGAGGAAGUACUAACAUGAUGUUAGCCUAAUUUUCACAUUUCGAAAGCUAAGACUGCAUAUCCUAACAGAGUCUAGACUACAGUGGCAUCAACAAGAGGUUCAACACGUAAAUAUAGGAAAGUAGGGAGCCGCAAAACAUCCUUCCUCAGUUGUCUUCUGUAACCUAGUUACCGUGGAAGCUAAUAAACAGACAGGAUGGUUGAAAAGGUCAUGACAUUUCACGAGGGAUCGAUGUCAAUCACUCACUUCACUACUGGAAACAACAGUAGCUGAUUGGUUUACGCCUUUGCAAGAGAUUAAUAUGUAAUGUGAAAUAAAUGUUCAACACAUUUAUGUCUACCAACUGAA
Messenger RNA from Branchiostoma floridae (Florida lancelet), 1371 nucleotides. RefSeq names its product phosphotriesterase-related protein-like. Gene Ontology annotation, molecular function: zinc ion binding. The record is from RefSeq and is a predicted model, not a curated record. NCBI's taxonomy places the organism in Eukaryota, Metazoa, Chordata, Leptocardii, Amphioxiformes, Branchiostomatidae. The transcript has 5 exons. Bases 16 to 810 code for a protein of 264 amino acids. Gene Ontology annotation, biological process: catabolic process.